Molecule: messenger RNA, 1715 nt
Organism: Symbiodinium necroappetens
Lineage: Eukaryota; Dinophyceae; Suessiales; Symbiodiniaceae
Source: the annotation of a GenBank genome assembly
AUGGACCCGGCCAUGAGCUAUGGGCCGCUCCGUGCACCGGAGCUGCGGUGGCUCUGCAGCGAGCGCGGUUUGAGCCCGCAUGGUUUCAAGCAGGACCUGGUUGCCAGGCUCUCUGAGCAAGACCAGCAGGGAGUGGAAAGCACCUCGGAGUGCUCUGCUUCGGGCCUUGAGCCCUUUCGAGAGUUGGAGGAGUUGGCGGCAAAGCUUGCGGCAAGGCCGGCCAGUCCCUACACCGUGAACCCGCGAACAGCAGCCAAGGCCAAGGAGCCGCCUCCAACGAAGGCCGCGGGGGCGGGGCCCGCGGGGCCCGCGGAGCGGCAACCGCAACCUCGACAGCCGAUCGUCGUGGGCCCGAAGCCUUCGAUGCCCUCGAUGGCGCCGGCACAAGCGAAGAUGCCCCCGGCCGCCCCUGCGGCCCCGGCGGCCCCUGCGGCCCCUGCAGCCCCUGCAGCAGCGCCAGUGGUGCCCCCAGCGACCCAGCAGGGCCUCACCGAAGACGAGCGAGCCCUGAGAGGUCUGCUGGAGUUCUUUGCGUGUUCGGAUGUAAAGACGGGGGAAGGCAAGCUCUUCGCCUCGAGGUACCGGGACUUCGUGCGGACCGUCUUUGACUUUCUGCAGUCCGAUGGCUCCACGGCCUCCACGCCCACGGCAAGUACCGCGGCUGCUGCCGCAGCGGCGGCCGCCGCGGCCACGACCGACGCCAUCCUCCGUGGCAUCUCCCAGGAAAGCCCCGAGGACGCGGCUCAGGGCUCCCAGCCUUGGUCUUCCGACAUGUGGCAGAAGUGCAAAGAGGUCAUCGACACCCAUCUCCAGGUGUGCCAUCUGCAGAUCAAGCAGGAUGCACUCUUCGCAGAGCUGGAGGCUAUGUCCAAGGCUGCUGCCGAGAAGCAUGACGAGAUCAAGGAAGUUCAAGGACGAUUGGAUCAGCUGAUGCAGACCGAGACCCAACAAAGGCAGCAGCUCAUGGACCGGGCGCGGAUCCAGAUCGGCGCCUGGCUCGACAAGUCGCAGUCCUGCAGCGCGACAGAGAGCCAGAUUCGGCGUGCCUUCCACACGAAGGCUUUGCAGUGGCACCCCGACAAAUGCAAUGCCCCAGACGCGGCCGAGCAGUUUCGAAGAGUGAAUGAGGCUUUCAAGAUCCUCAGCUCUGACACGAGCCGCCGGGAGCACGAUGCCCAGCUGGAGGCGCGGCUCCGUCCAAGAACGGAGCCUCCCCAAACGGCUCCCGUGCGACGCCUUUUGGAGCCCAUCGCAGCCUUCCGGCAAUUGCUGCUGGAUGCGUCUGCGGGGAAGAUCGUCUCGGUGCCGGAUCUCAGGGCCUGGCCGCAGCCUUACCGGGCUUCCUUCAUGCAGUGCAAGGUCCGGGAGGUGCACCAGCUGCUGUUCGUCCUUGCUUGGGUCGUUUGCUGUGUUCCGCAGAGGGAUGUUAUGUUAUGUUUUAUGGGCAUGGCAUCCUCGCUUCAGGAGAAGCGAGGAUUAGAUGCCCGAGCAAUUCGCGUCGUCUGCGAGAGCCGACGGCGCGACAAUGUGACGAUGCCUUCGCCGUACGGGAUCCCUUUUCCAGCGGAUUGCAUCGAGCGUGGCGACCUGAUCUCCCAGCUGCUGCAUCAAGUCGAAGGUGAGCUCGACCGUCGGGUGCGGCUCUCCGCGUCCCUUUCACAGGAUUGGUCGGAGCUGCAGAAGGCAGACCUUGUAGCGUGGCUUGGGCCCCAGAG